GCAUGCCAACAAAGGGCAAUGGAUAUUUCGCACAGGAUGUGGACCUGAAUGCGAGUAGGAUGGAGAUGAUCCGACCCUUCCUCAGCAAAGUGAAGGGGAUGGAUACCAACAUGACGAUUCUGAGCGUCGGAAGCCAGACCUGGAUUGAGACGGGUGGAAAUCACGCGCUGUGCCGCCAGCUGCCCAUGUUCGGACCCCAAGGGUUCCACGACAUGUUUGGCUGGGCAGCAAUCCCCUCCGUCUCGGAGUAUGCCGGGCAACAUUCCGUUGCUGGCCGCAGUUGCACGCUGUGGCGUUUUACACGUGGGGGCGGGAGUGUCAACCAGAGCUUGUGCGCCGAUGGAAACAUACCUGUGGAGCUGAACAUCUCCACUAGAAACACCUCCAGCGCAGCUGCCAUAAAGGAGAUGCAUGCCACCUACCAGUUUGGUCCCCUUAGCAUGCAAGUUGACCCCAGCCUUUUGGAGAAGCCCGCAAUUUGUGAUCAUGUGGCCCCACCUUGCGGGAAUGGAGUCGGCGCUGAGCCAGUCACUUUGGAUGCAUACGUGUUUCAUCCUGGACUAUCAGCCAUCGACUAUAGCAUUGAGGAUCAGAAUGUGGCUGACUUGCUGGGCGAUGCACUCUUCAUAUGCUUCGACUUGCUGCAGCACCAGAAGACCUUUGCUGAUCAUAACUAUUCACUCAUCUCCAGGUACUCUCUCCACGUGUCGCCGGCAUUUGGCCAGUAUGGUGCCUGCAACGGCUAUCCGGACACCGAGCCGAAGGGCCCAAUCUGUGUCGGCGGCGAUUUGCGAUUGGCCGGCAAGGAGGCGCCCUUCUUUGCAGGCGACGGCGAGAGCAGGUGCACUGGCACGAGCCCAUUGGGUUUCUGGUACAGCUUGCCCAAGGGAGGCCACUGUGCUCCUGGAGAGGUGCCUUCGAAGACAGCCGGGGAAUCUGGCUGCACCUGGUCGAUCAUCAAGCGAGAGAAGACCAUCAACCAGACCUGCUUAGUACAUGAUCACCAGUUCCUUGCGAAAUGCAAAACAGACUUUGCUGAACAGAAAUUUGAAAAAAGUGCAGCGGCUCUGCUGGCAGCGUUUGAGUCUGAAGAUUUCGCGCAUGGAGGGUGCCCCGACAUCGGCGGGCCUCACAGCUCCGGCGGCGCGAUGUCUGUCAUAGUGUGA
Symbiodinium pilosum is the source of this 1166-nucleotide messenger RNA. Lineage: Eukaryota; Dinophyceae; Suessiales; Symbiodiniaceae. The record is from the annotation of a GenBank genome assembly.